GAAGUGAAGGACGAGGAGGAGAGGCUCGGGGUGGGUUGGAAGCUUGUACAGUGAAGGAAACGUACCCAGAAACCAUUAGUCUGUGUGGAUGGAUAGAAAGAAAGGAGGUUGAUGCAUACGUGUGUAGUGAUAUAGCGAGAGUUACGAACAUUGCAGACUCCUUUUGUUGUUAUAGAUGUUAUGCUUGUCUAUAGUGAAGGAAACUUCCCUCCGACGGAUGUUGUGUUAGAUUCCGUAUUAGAAAACGAAGGUAAAGAUGCGUGACAACUGAUAUAACAAGAAGUACGUCACAGUGAAGGAAACUUACCCUGAAAAUAUAGCUGUGUGAAGACUGAGGCUUGUUUAAGGAAGGAAAGUUACCCUAGACCAUUACUAUGUGAGGAUUAGUAUAAGAAAAGAAGGCUAAGGUAUACGUGAGAAGUGAUGGAACAAGAAUUACGUCAUAGUGAAGGAAACUUCCUCUGAAAAUGCAGUUGUGUAAAGGUUGAGGCUUGCCUAGGAAAGGAACCCCAACCGGACCUAAACCGGACCCCAACCGGAAUUUCCUCUUAUAGAAAGGAUACAGCUCAAGGGCAUACAAAAAGCAGGAAACAAGACAACUGAGGAUGCUUCUAAACUGACCUCAGGAAUCUUUAUUAGCCUUUAAGACUAUAAGGUACAGUGGGAUGCUUGUAAACUAGCCCCAGGAAUCCUCAUUUGCAAGCACCGUUACUCUGGGCCUUUAAAAUCUCUAAGGUACAGUGGGAUGCUUAUGAACUGGCCCCAGGAAUCUUCAUUUACAAGCACCGUCACUCUGGGCAUUUAAAUAUCUAAGGUACAGUGGGAUGCUUAUGAACUAGCCCCAGGAGUCUUCAUUUGCAAGCACCGUUAUUCUGGGGCUUUAAUUAUCUAAGGGACGGUUUUAAGUUGCGUGUGUGAGUGAUAGGAGUAUCUGGCUAUAGCUGAGGCAUGGCGGGCGUAGCUGCUGUGGUCUUGGCUGUUCUGGGUUUGCUGGCAGCCGUCCACAGCCAGCAGGAGACUCGCUUCGAAGACCCAACCACAGAAUUCUACGUCCGGCUCCUGAAGACCCUCAUAGCCAACUCGACACAGAGCCUCCAGGGCGCCCUCACUCGCCUGGAGGAUAAGUCUGCGAAGGAGGAGACCAUGACGGAGCUGCAGGACUCGAUCAGGGACGUGAAGGACUCCGUUAGCAGCCUGGAGAGUAGUUUUAAGAAGAUCCGGAACAGCGUGGACAAUGGUGUGGACAGGACGCGCGUGGAGAUGAGAAUGUUAAGUGACCGCGUGUCGAAGGAGCUGGCGGACCUGAAGCGACUGGUGGAGGACAAGAGCAAGGAGGCGAGCAGACAGAUGGCGGAGCUGCUGGCAACCGACUGUGAGGACCUGUACGAGCUGGGCCUCAACGCUACGGGGGUGUACUACCUGCCGAGGCAUGGGCGCGACGUGCUGUGUGAGAUGGAGGGAGGCGACGGCGGGUGGAUGGUGGUGCAGAGGCGGGCGAAGGUGGAGAGCCAGGUUGACUUCGACGUCGGCUGGGAUGAGUACAAGAAGGGUUUCGGGGACGUGGAGACGGAGUUCUGGAUCGGCAAUGACUUCCUGCACGUCCUCACCAACCAGAAGACUUACCAGCUGCGCAUCGACUUCCGAGACUACGAGAAGGGACCGUACUGGGCUGCCUACAGCACCUUCAGGGUAGGGAACGAGGCCUCAGACUACGCCCUCUACCUCGGGGACUUCACGGGCAACACAACGGACGCCUUCUCCUACCACCACGGCCGCUCCUUCUCCACUAAGGACCGUGACAACGACCUCUUCUCCUCCGGGAACUGCGCCAGCCAAUUCACAGGUGGUUGGUGGUACGACAGGUGCUACGACGCUCACCUGAACGGCUUCUUCCCCGUCGUUCCUGACCGCCAGAACGCCACCUUCCUCACCUGGUGGACGCACGAGGGCCAGAAGAGGGUGCCGCUGGUUCUGGACAAAGUCACCAUGAGGAUAAAGCCGACGAAAGUAUAAGGAGAGAGAGAACGGAACUAAGGAACGCCAUCACAUGUCCUUUCUGGGGCCUUAUAGAGGUGGUAAUUGAGGGUGCUCGGUAUGUGUGAGAGAGAGAGAGAGAGAGAGAGAGAGAGAGAGAGUACAUUAUAAUUUAGGUAUAUAUGAUCAUUAUUGACAAAGGUACAAGCUAACUAAUUAAUAUACAAAGCUAACGCGAUUUACCUGCAAUUACUACUACUACUACUACUACUACUACUACUACUACUACUACUACUAUUACUACUGUCAUCACCAUCUUCCUAUUUCCCAAGCCGUCAUUAUGUCACUCUCUAUCUAUCUAGUGUCCUGUCCUUCUCUUCGGCUAAUGGCCUUAUCAAGCAGCUCCAGGCACUCGGGCAUUCCCUCUCUCCCUUACGCCACUCCUUCCUCCUGUUUGAUCACCGCUGAGUAGAUUUGUUUUCCCUCUCUCUCUUUUUCUCUCCCCUCCUCUUAAAAUGUUGACUCUUCCCUUCUAAGGUCUAAUUUUCCUUUCCUUUUUCCUCUUCUUUUGUUUUCCCUUUCAUUCUUUCGUCUUGACUCGUGGUGUUUGCCAAGAAGGUUCAGCGGUUUUGGUUCGGCUUAAAACAUUUCGGAGGAUUUUUUUUUUUUACUCUCUGCAUUGCAUUAUAAACUGAUGUGGACUUUAGCUUUUUUUUUUUUUCUUCGUCCGUAUUUGGUUGAUGGAAAUGAGGGAGUGUUGCUUAAGUUUGAAGAUUCACCAUGACCUUUUGUUGAAGCGGAAUAAGUUUUCUUUUAAAUAUAUCUACACUGCUUUUACGAACGAUAUUUAAUGGUCUCUGUAUAUGGUUUGCCUUUAAUACUUUCAGUGUUAUGCCCUGAUAUGUACGUAAGUUUGUUUGUUUACAGGUGGACGCGUAUAAGGCAAGACGCACACACAUACUCCUUGCCAGAACUUGUAUUAAUCAACACUUUCUGAACUCGUAUCGUCAUUAUUUUCUUCCUCUAAAAACUUCUCUUAACGCGUAUGUACCUUUCUCUGUUUCUAGGUGGACGCGUAUAAGACAAGAAUCACACACAUACUCCUUGUUAAAAUUUGUAUUAAUCAACAUUUUCUGAACUCGUAUCGUCAUUAUUUUCUUUCUCUAAAAAAUUCUCUUAACGCGUAUGUACCUUUCUCUGUUUCAAGGUGGACGCGUAUAAGGCUUGAAUCACACACACAAUCGCGCGCACACACACACACACACACACACCUUUCUAGAACGUACAUUAACUCAACACUAUUCUAAACUACUAUUGUCAUUAUCUUCUUCCUCUCAAAAAUCUAUUACUAACGUCUAUGUACCUUUCUCUGUUUCAAGGUGAACAUUUAUAAGGUAGAAUCACACACAAGUACCUUUCCAGAACUUACAUUAUCUUAACAUUAUUAUAAACUACUAUUUUCAUUAUUUUCUUCCUCUCAGAAAACUAUUACUAACGUCUAUGCACUUUUCUCUGUUUCAAGGUGAACAUUUAUAAGGUCGAAUCACACACAAGUACCUUUCCAGAACUUACAUUAACUUAACACUAUUCUAAGCUACUAUUGUCAUGAUCUUCAUCCUCUCAGAAAAACUAUUACUAACGUCUAUGUACCUUUCUCUCUUUCAAGGUGAACAUUUAUAAGGUCGAAUCACACACAAGUACCUUUCCAGAACUUACAUUAACUUAACACUAUUCUAAGCUACUAUUGUCAUUAUCUUCUUCCUCUCAGAAAAACUAUUACUAACGUCUAUGCACCUUUCUCUGUUUCAAGGUGGACAUUUAUGAGGUAGAAUCACACACAAGUACCUUUCCAGAACUUACAUUAACUUAAACACUAUUCUAAGCUACUCUUUUACACUCUUUUUUACAGGGGCAGUGAUUAGCGGGCUUUUUUCUCUUUUUUAUAUAUACUUUUUUAAUCGUUGAGCUGCUUCCUAUACUGUUAAAAAAUGCCAUUACUUUCUUCCUGUCACAAAACGACUCCAGAUUCUCCCUUCUUUUCUCUAUGCCUUUUAAAUAUCAUAUAAAUCAAUUGUAUAUGUAUUAGUUUAACGCCAAAUGUCAUAAGCAUUCCUAACCAAUACUAUAUAGAAAGUCUCUUGUUUAAAUAUAAGAGUUUUUUUCCUUUAA
Molecule: messenger RNA, 4143 nt
Organism: Eriocheir sinensis (Chinese mitten crab)
Lineage: Eukaryota; Metazoa; Arthropoda; Malacostraca; Decapoda; Varunidae
Product: techylectin-5A-like
Exons: 5
Coding region: 949-2013 (354 amino acids)
Source: RefSeq, a predicted model, not a curated record